Daucus carota subsp. sativus is the source of this 897-nucleotide messenger RNA. RefSeq lists its product as uncharacterized. The transcript has a single exon. The coding region runs from base 1 to 897 and encodes 298 amino acids. Lineage: Eukaryota; Viridiplantae; Streptophyta; Magnoliopsida; Apiales; Apiaceae. The record is from RefSeq and is a predicted model, not a curated record.
AUGGCAUCCUGUUUUAGUGAAUAUGCAACACAAGUGAUAUCCGAUGCAUCAUGUUCCACAGUUACGAACCAUUCAUGCAUUUCUCCAAGCCUCAUCCCUUCAGUGCAGAUUGCAGUCACUUGUCUAUACAAAACAAUUCUUUCGGAUCACAGCUCUCUGUUGAUCACGGUCACUUGGUGCAAAAACAACUUGUCACAAGGCCUGAGCAUAAGUUUUGGAGAUGAUUCUGCCACAACCUUCAAACUUAACCCGAAUUCGCGCUUGUUUAGGAGGAAGAAAGGCAGUAAGUGGAUAGAUUUGAGGAAUUCCAAGUGUGAGAUCAUCUGGGAUUUAUCCACUGCUCAGUAUAAAACCGGUCCAGAGCCGGUCCAAGGCUACUACAUACUGAUCAUGGUUGAUUCAGAACUCGGCUUGGUUCUCGGAGACAUGGCAAAAGAAGCAGCCUCCAGGAAAGUCAAGAAUGGCACACAUUUGGCUGAGUUCACAUUGGUUUCCAGAAAAGAGCAUUACUCUGGCAAUACAUAUUACUCUACCAAGGCUAAAUUCUGCGAAACUGGGAUCUCCCACGACAUUGUCAUCCGGUGUAGUGGUGAUCACGAAGGCCUAAAGUGCCCUGUGCUAUCGGUUUGUAUAGACAAGAAAAUGGUCUUGAGGGUGAAAAGACUGCAUUUGAAUUUCAGGGGCAAUCAGUCCAUUUUUGUGGAUGGUUUGAUGGUUGAUCUUUUCUGGGAUGUUCAUGAUUGGUUCUUCAGUCCGGGCUCUGGUUACGCGGUGUUUAUGUUCAAGACAAGAAGUGGAAGGGAUAGAAGGCUGUGGCUAGAGGAGAGAUUGAUGCACAAAGAUGUGCAAGAGGAAAAUGAGUUUUGUUUGUUAAUCUAUGCUUGUAACAGAAGGUGA